CGUCGCGGGCGCCGGCGGGUGCGUUUGAAUCUGGUCCGAGCGCGGGAAGCGGCGGGCCCGGAGCUGCUGGGAGUUCCACGAUCCGGAGCGGACUGCGCGGGAGCCCGGCCUGGGGUCGGCAGCAGCUGGACGGCGGCGUCCUGGCCUGAGGGCGCGGUCUUCGCUCCGCGGGGCGAGGCUGAGUGGUCACAAAAUAAAUGCCAUUUGAACAGCUUCAUCUGUCAUGGAAAAACGCGGGACGUUUGUACAAGUGGUGUCUAAGGAGCUGGUUGGAGAGUUUCUGCGAUUUAUUCAACAUGAUAAAGAUCCCUCUGACCCCUUCAGCCUAAAUGAAUUGCUGGAGGAGUUAUCAAGGAAACAGAAAGAAGAAUUAUGGCAAAGGCUGAAGAUUUUGCUGACAGAUGUGCUGUUAGCAAGCCACAUGGAUGAGUGGCCGGCAGCUCACAUCCAGGGGGAAGAUGCUAUGGAGACAGAGGAUGGCUCAAAAAUGAGAAAAAACAUAGAAAUAAUUCAUGGAAUUACAUCUGUGAUUCUUGCUUCUGUGUCUGUGAUAAAUGAAAGUGAGAACUAUGAGGCUUUACUGGAAUGUGUUAUUAUAUUAAAUGGUAUUUUAUAUGCAUUACCUGAAUCUGAACAAAAACUACAACAUUCCAUCCAGGAUUUGUGUGUUACAUGGUGGGAGAAAGGACUGCCUGCCAAGGAAGACAUGGGGAAGACAGCAUUUAUUAUGCUACUGAGGCGGAGUCUUGAGACCAAGACUGGUGCAGACAUUUGUCGGCUUUGGCAUGUUCAUCAAGCUUUGUAUUGCUUUGAUUAUGAUUUGGAGGAAAGUAGAGAAAUUAAAGACAUGCUGCUUGAGUGCUUCAUGAAUAUUAGUCAUAUCAAGAAAGAAGAGGGCAGAAGAUUUCUUAGUUCUCUCUUUAAUUGGAAUGUAAAUUUUAUUAAAAUGAUCCAUGGGACUAUUAAAAACCAGUUAGAGGGAUUACAAAAGUCUUUGGUCAUACACAUUGCAGACAUCUAUUUCAGAGCUUGGAAAAAGGCUACAGGAAGAGUACUGGAGACAAUCGAGAAUGGGUGCAUCCAGGACUUCAUGUUCCACGGAAUCCACCUUCCGAGGAAGUCUCCAGUGCACUGCAAAGUGCGGGAGGUGCUCAGUUACUUCCACCAUCAGAAAAAAGUACGUCAAGGAGUGGAAGAAAUGCUGUGUCGGCUAUACAAACCCAUCCUUUGGAGAGGACUGAAGGCCAGAAACUCUGAAGUUCGAUCAAAUGCUGCAUUAUUGUUUGUUGAAGCAUUUCCCAUUAGGGACCCAAACCUUCAUGCAAUUGAGAUGGACAAUGAAAUUCAGAGACAGUUUGAAGAACUCUAUAGCCUUUUAGAAGAUCCUUACCCGAUGGUCCGUUCCACAGGGAUCCUUGGUGUUUGUAAAAUAACCUCCAAGUACUGGGAAAUGGUUCCUCCAACCAUUCUCAUCGACCUCCUGAAGAAGGUGACAGAGGAGCUGGUGCUUGAUACAAGUUCAGCAGAUGUCCGUUGUUCUGUCUUUAAGUGCCUGCCGAUGGUUCUGGACAACAGGCUGAGUCACCCACUGCUGGAGCAGCUCCUGCCUACCCUUGGGUACAGUCUCCAUGACAACUCUGAGAAGGUCCGGGUGGCCUUCGUGGACAUGCUGCUAAAGAUCAAGGCUGUGCGGGCUGCCAAAUUUUGGAAGAUAUGCCCCAUGGAGCAUAUUUUGGUUCGUCUGGAGACUGAUUCCCGACCUGUGUCUCGGCGCCUGGUGAGCCUCAUAUUUAAUUCCUUCUUGCCUGUGAACCAGCCGGAGGAGGUCUGGUGUGAGCGCUGCGUCACGCUGGUGCAGAUGAACCCUGCAGCUGCCAGGAAGUUCUAUCAGUAUGCACACGAGCACACGGCCUGCACCAACAUAGCAAAGUUGAUUCAUGUUAUUCGCCAUUGCUUGAACGCCUGCAUCCAGAGGGCAAUGAGAGAGCCCCAGGUGGAGGACAGUGGUUGUGGCGGCGAGAAGGAGAACGUGAGCGUUCUAGACAAAACUCUAUCCGUAAAUGAUGUUGCAUCCAUGGCAGGCUUGCUGGAAAUCAUCGUGAUUCUCUGGAAGAGCAUUCACAGGAGCAUGGAGAACAACAAGGAGGCAAGAGUCUAUACCAUUAACAAGUUUGCCUCUGUUCUCCCAGAGUACCUCAAAGUCUUUACGGAUGAUCGCUGCAGGAUACCUCUAUUCAUGCUAAUGUCCUUCAUGCCUGCGUCAGCUGUCCCUUCGUUCAGCUGCAGUGUGAUUCCCACCCUGAGAAGCCAGGAGGAAGGCACGGUGGAUAAGAGCUGCUGCACUCUGCUGGACUGCCUGUGUGCCUGGGGGCAGGUGGGGCAUGUUCUGGAGCUUGUGGACAACUGGCUGCUGGGAGAGUACCCCCAAACUAAGAGCAGUGCAGCUUCUAAACGUAAAGUGCGAAUCCAUGAUACACGCCCAGUAAAACCUGAAUUAGCCUUGGUUUACAUAGAAUAUUUGCUGACCCAUCCAAAGAAUAGAGAAAUCCUGCUCUCUGCUCCCCAGAAGAAACUUAACAACCUUUUGAAAACACUUGGGGCGUCAAAGGCCGAUCUGGAGUCGCUUCUGCAGAUGCCAGGUGGGAAAGCACGUCGCUUCAGCGAGGCAGCGGCCCUGCGAGCCUUCUGUCUCCACUGCCGGCUGAGCAUCCACCUGCAGCACAAGUUCUGCUCAGAAGGAAAAGUUUAUUUGUCCAUUUUGGAAGAGACUGGCUUGUGGUUAGAAAGCAAAGUUUUAUCUUUUAUUCAAGAUCAAGAAGAAGAGUAUCUAAAGCUUCACAGAGUUGUGUAUCAGCAAAUUGUUCAGACCUACCUGACCGUGUGCAAAGAUGUGGUCAUGGUCGGCCUUGGCAGCCGUCAGUUCCAGGGACAGAUCUUGCGGCAGAGUCUGGUGAUCAUGCAGACAGUGAAGGGAUUUUUUUAUGUUUCAUUGCUUCUUGACAUUCUGAAAGAGAUAAUUGGAAAUCCCUUGGUUCAGAAAACAGAUUCAGAUGAAGAAGUUGCGACACUGUUUGAUACAGUCCAGAAAGUGUUUCAGAAAAUGCUGGAAUGUAUGGCAUGGAGCUUUAGGAAUCAGCCGGAAGAUGGGCUGCAGCUCCUGUAUUCUGUCCAAACCCCUCUUUACAAAUUCAUCACCACCGUUCAGUCUUGGCACACAGACACUCCAGUGCACCAUGGCAUGCUCUCGACGCUGAUUGCGGGGCCCGUGGUUGAGAUAAGCCACCAGCUGCAGAAGGUUUCUGAUACAGAAGCAUUCACCCCUCCAGAGCGUCUCACUGACCUCCCACCGUUCUCAAGGUGUCUGAUAGGAAUAGUGAUGAAGUCCUCCAGUGUGCUCAGGUCAUUUUUGGAUGAGUUAAGAGUGUGUGUGACUUCCAAUGACAUAGAAGGGAUCAUGUGCCUCACUGCUGUUGUGCACAUUAUUCUGGUUGUUAAUAAAGGUAAACAUGAUAGUUCAAAAGUGAAGGAGGUGGCAGCUACUGUUUACAGAAAACUGAAGACCUUCAUGGAAAUUACUUUGGAAGAGGACAGCACCGAAAGGUAA
Molecule: messenger RNA, 3604 nt
Organism: Otolemur garnettii (small-eared galago)
Lineage: Eukaryota; Metazoa; Chordata; Mammalia; Primates; Galagidae
Gene: NCAPG2
Product: non-SMC condensin II complex subunit G2
Exons: 28
Coding region: 224-3604 (1126 amino acids)
Biological process (GO): mitotic sister chromatid segregation
Cellular component (GO): nucleus; condensin complex
Source: RefSeq, a predicted model, not a curated record